UACAGUACAGUAAUAUUCAUAUCCGUUGAUGGACUAAAUAAGACAAUACAACGGCGGUGUAUCAAAGAACAUAAUUCGCUUGAUCAAAAAUGAAUAUAACAGAUUGAUUUGGAAUUCUAACAGCUCUAGAUCUAGAGAUUUGUAUUAACCAUGCCAUUCACGUUAGUGCAAUCAGUCAAACCAAAGAGUGCUGGCAGUACAAAAUGCUGGAUUCCUAAUGCAGAGGAUGAAGGACUGAGAACAAUGGAACUAUUGAUGGAAGAGAAAAUAAGCCGACGUUUUCAAAAAUGGUGCCGUGCUUGCGUCAGUGAACAUUGUUGUCUGGAGAAUCAAAAUAAGCAGAAAAGAAAUACAUCAGAAGAGACUAUGCAAACCCGGCUUCAGGCAAUUAAGAAAAAACGAAAAGCUCUUGAAAGCUACCUGGACAUAGUAGAUCGCCUGAUCACUUCUUGCCAUUACGACAUUCUACACAAACGUUUUCAGCCCACAACUGAUAACCAGUUACCAGUUUGGCUUGCCGAGGUUUUGAGAGCACAGCUAAUUUUGCCUUUAGUGCCAACAUUUCCUACUUCAGCUUCUUCAUUCGCUGCUUUGUGUUCCAGUGCGGGUCUGUGUGCUGUUAAUAAAGAGCUGCAAGAAGAGUAUCUGAGAGAAGCUUCGUAUGCCAGACGAUUACAUUUAAGCAGUCCUAAAUCCAAAGUCAAGCGUGAGAACAUUUCAUUGAUUAAUGUUGCAGUACAAGAGGUAAUUACCGGAGGUCAAAACACAAGCGACGUCAAAAUCACAGAAACGUGUUCAAAUAAAACAGAAACAUAUUCUCAACUAAACUAUUCCACAGCUGCUAGUUUAACAUUAUUACAAAGCAAAUCUUCAGACUUUGUCAGUGGACAAUCAGCAUGUGAAAAGAUAAUGAAGUGGGUUGUUGAUUGCGGCUGUGAAGAUGCAAAGAUUACUGAAUGUGGGGAAGAGCGAGUAGUAAUACAAGGUCUAUUACUGGAGUCUGACCUGUCAACUGUGACUAGAGAUCCUGGUGGUCUAGCAUUUAAGUUGAUCUUGAUGGUUGGCGAUCGUUCUGAAAGCAGGAUGCAAAUCAAAGGAACUUUUUUCAGGAAAUCAACCAUUUCUAACUAUGAUCUGCGAUGGAAAUAUACAGUUGAUAUCUCCACUUUGUAGUUUUACAUGGAAAUACACAAUUGAUCUGUCCAUUUAAAAUUAUAUUUGACUUAAAUAUAUAGAGUUAAUAUUUUCACUUUAUAUUUGAUUUUAAUAUAUACAGUUGAUAUACUAAAUGUGUAUUUCUCAGAAUUUCUCCUCUUUCUCCUAAAACAUU
Molecule: messenger RNA, 1330 nt
Organism: Biomphalaria glabrata
Lineage: Eukaryota; Metazoa; Mollusca; Gastropoda; Planorbidae
Exons: 2
Coding region: 151-1173 (340 amino acids)
Source: RefSeq, a predicted model, not a curated record